AGGAAAUAUGGGAAAAGUAAGCUUGAUACGGUUCAGGAAGUAGUGGAUGUUGUUGCUGUUGCCUGAUAAAGGCUGCAAGUAUAACCCACACAGGAAACUAUCAGUCACAGUUGCAGUAAAGGAACAGCCCCUUCGUGUGAAAUGUAACUACGCUUCAGCAAAUGCAGAUGACAUUACAAAGCAACUCAUGUUGUGAGGCGACAAAAGUGCCAGAUUGGGGUGGAGAGAAGAUUAGAAGUCAUGUCGGCUCAGAGUGGAAAGAAAAAAAGAAUUGGUUCACGUCGUCGGGUAGCAAACCAAAAUAAAACCUCUGAAGCUGAAGAGUUCCACAUUACAGACAGUACCUCCUUAGCACAACCCUUCAUAUCAGGAGGAAACAGUGACUCAUUAAAUGUAUUUGAUAAUUCUAACAAUUCACAAUCUGAGACCCAAAAACCACCUUCGCCAGAACUCCCAGUAAACAGGAGAAAACUGGGGUCUAGUCGAAGAAAUAAAGGGGAACAGCAUGUGAAGGAAUCUGAAUUAUACCUAAGAUCUAGAGAGGAAGAUGAGGAACAGACAAAGGGUAAUGAAACCGAAAAGACAAUACAACCUCAGAGGCAGGAAGAAUUAAGUAAAUGGACUGAGCCUGCGACACAUGACAGCUCUGUCUUGGCCAAUACACCUGAUUAUUCUUCUGAGAUUUGUAACUCUACUACCACAAUCUCUCCCAAUAUGGACCUGGAAAGUUUUCUUCCCAAAAGCGAAAAUUUGCUAGCAGACAAAGAUGAAAUUUCCACCGACGAUAAAGUAGCGUCUGAUUCUUUUAAAUUAGUGGAAGCGAAGUAUGGAGGAACUGACAAAACUGACACUCUUCAGAGUGAGGAACUCUUAGAAAAUGCAGAAACAUUUGGCAUCUCUGAGUUAACUACUGCAAGUGUAACAGUAAAAGAAGACAAAGAAGGAGAUGAGGGCAAAGACUUGUUAAAGCAAGAUGGAAAUUUACAGGGCAACUAUGUGGUGAGUGAGUCACAUUUAGAAUUACAGGAUGUAGAGUUCUCUAUCACAGCGGAGGUAACCACAGAUAAAAGCAGCCCCAGAGAAAAUAUCGGACUUGAAUACAGUGUUGGGCAAGCAGCAUUUUCCUCAUCAAAGGAAAAGUUGCAGAUUGACGAGGAAAAAAAUGAAGAUCUCAACGUAUCUGAAGUUAAAGUUUCCCAGCAUUCAGAGGAUGCUGUCAACAAGGUGCAUAAACAGGAGGCCAAUCCAACCGAAAUGCGUGAAAUCAAUCACUCUCCUGAUAGAGUGACACAAGGAGAAAAUUCUGAAGUUAUUGCUGUCUAUCUGACAGACAAAGCUGAUGUCAGUGACACACACCAAUCUGAGUCGAUGGUGGAAAGUGCUGAUGAUUCUGCUGCAAAGCAGGAAGAUUCAGAUGACAAACAGGAUGAACAUCCUACAAACCAAGAUGACUUAAAGGCUUUAGAACAGACACAUAUGGAUACCAAGAUACCACAGAUCAGUGGCAUACAACAAGUACACGGUGUAUUAGGUCAGGUGUAUGAAGUUGAAGGCCAAGUAGAGGAUGAUAUAAUGCCCAGUGCUGAACAAACAGAUCAUCAGGAGAAGGAAGGACUCAUCUCUGAAAUGGAGGAGAGUGACUCUUCUUCACAAACCGUGCAAUCAGAAAUACAUGCUCCUUUCCACUCCCAACCUCUGCAAAACAACACAGACUCACACCCUCUUGGGAGCAGGAGAAAACUGGGCUCUAGUCGAAGACAUAAGGGACGACAGCAUGCCAAGGACUCUGUUGCUGAAUCAUACCAUGAAGAAAAAGAUGAAGUUGUAGAAAGUAUCAGAGGUGAGGAAGCCCUCGAAACAACACAAAUGCUGGCAGCAAUAGAGAGAAUGAGUCAAGGUGGAUUCAGUCAAGGGAGUGAUGAUGAUAUUGACAUGCCUACCACACAUGACAGGUCUUUGUAUGCAGACAUCAUGCCGGAUUACUCUUCUGAGGUCCACAACAUGAAUACAUCAAACUAUCAAGAGACUGAUCUGGAAAGUUUAACCCCUAAAAGUGAAAAUCUUCAAGAAGAUGAUAAUGAAAGAGAGUCUGACUUUAAGGUCUCUGGUGAAUCAGUGGGAGACAGGCUGGAGGAAAUGGACAAAUUGGACACUGUUCAGAGUCAAGAAGUCAGACCUCCUCAACAUUCAGAGGAUUCUGGAAACAAAGUGCAUGAACAGGAGCUCAAUUUGACACAGAUGCAUGAAACCGAUCGCUCCUCUGAAAGUGUGACACUUUCUGACAACCUUACAGACCAAGCUGAAGACAGUGACACAAACCAAUCUGAGUUGAUUGUGGAAAGUACUGAUGAUUCUGCCACUAAACAGGAAGAUUCAAUUCCUGAUGACAAACAGGGCGUCCAUCCUGCUAAAGAAGACAUCUUAGAGGCUUCAAAACAGACAAAUGAGGAUAAUAAUGUCUAUGAUACAAAGCAAAUACACAUUGAUGACAUAGAAAGACUAGACACUGCCCUUGCUCAGGUUUAUGAGAUUGAAGGCAGAUUAGAAAAUGAUGUAAAACCCAGUACUGAACAAUCAGUUCUUCAAGAGAAGGAAGGCCACUCCUCUGAAGAUGAGGAAGACAGAUCUUCCCAAACCCUGCCAUCAGAAAUAUAUCCUCCGUCUGACUCCCAACCUCAGCAAAGUGACACAAACUUCAAACCCAUUGCUAACAGAAGAAAACUGGGGUCCAGCCGUAGAAUUAAAGGAAGACAACAGGCCAAAGACUCUGCUGCAGAAUCAUACCACAGACCUACAGAGGAAGUUGUUGGACAUACCGAGGAUAAUGAAUCCAUUCAAACAACAAAAAUGUCAUUCACAACAGAGACAGCAAUGCAGGAAAAAUCAGUGGAAACCAUCCAGGAAGGAAUUGACAAAUGUGACACUACUCAAACUGGAGAGCUCAGACAAAAUGCAUAUAUUGGCAUCUCCCAGCUUACGGCCUCAAAUGUACUGUUUUCAACAGCAGGUCAGCAGCUAAUCGACCAGUCAAAUUCCACGAAGAUGCCAGAAGAACUUCCCAAUGUGUACUCUGUAACAGAAAAGGAAAGCAAGGGUGAAGCUGAGUACACCAAAUUAAGGCAGGAUGGAAAUUUGCAGGACAACUUUUUGGAGAGGGAGUCUCAUUUAAGAUCAGAAGAUAUGGAGUAUUUUAUCACAGCAAAGAUAGCCACAGAAUAUAACAGCUCAAGAGAGCGUACAGAAUCUCAAUACACUGUUGAACAAGCAAUAGUUUCAUCACCAAAAGAGGAGUUGUCUACACGUGGGGAAACAAUUGAGCAUUUCAACUUACAUGAAGUCAAAGUUGCUCAGCAUUCAGACAAUGCUGUGCACAAACAUGAGGUUAAACCAACAGAAAUGCAUGAAAUUGAUCACUAUUCUGAUAAUGUGACACAUGAUGCCACAGAAAAGUCAGAAAUAAUUUCUGGCAACCUGAUAGACAAAGCUGAAGUCAGCAACACAAACCAAUCUGAGUCGAUGUUGGAAAGUACUGAUGAUUCUGCUACUAAGCAGGAAGAUUCAGAUCCUGAUGACAAACAGGAUGAACAUCCUACAAAACAAGAAGACUUUAAGGCUUUAGAACAGACUCGUGUGGAUACCAAGAUACCACAGAUCAGUGGCAUACAACAAGUACACGGUGUAUUAGGUCAGGUGUAUGAAGUUGAAGGCCAAGUAGAGGAUGAUAUAAUGCCCAGUGCUGAACAAACAGAUCAUCAGGAGAAGGAAGGACUCAUCUCUGAAAUGGAGGAGAGUGACUCUUCUUCACAAACCGUGCAAUCAGAAAUACAUGCUCCUUUCCACUCCCAACCUCAACAAAACAACACAGACUCACACCCUCUUGGGAGCAGGAGAAAACUGGGCUCUAGUCGUAGACAUAAGGGACGACAGCAUGCCAAGGACUCUGUUGCUGAAUCAUACCAUGAAGAAAAAGAUGAAGUUGUAGAAAGUAUUAGAGGUGAGGAAGCCCUCGAAACAACACAAAUGCAAGUGGCAAUAGAGAGAAUGAGUCAAGAAGAAUUCAGUCAAGGGAGUGAGAAUGAUAUUGACAUGCCUACCAGACAUGAUGGCUCACUGUAUGCAGACAUCAUGCAGGAUUACUCUUCUGAGGUCCAGAACCUGAACACAUCAAACUAUCAAGAGACUGAUCUGGAAAGUUUAACUCCUAAAAGUGAAAAUCUUCAAGAAGAUGAUAAUGAAAGAGAGUCUGACUUUAAGGUCUCUGGUGAAUCAGUGGGAGACAGGCUGGUAGAAAUGGACAAAUUGGACACUGUUCAUACUCAAGAAGUCAGAGCUGCUCAACAUUCAGAGGAUUCUGGAAACAAAGUGCAUGAACAGGAGCUCAAUUUGACACAGAUGCAUGAAACCGAUCGCUCCUCUGAAAGUGUGACACUUUCUGACAACCUUACAGACCAAGCUGAAGACAGUGACACAAACCAAUCUGAGUUGAUUGUGGAAAGUACUGAUGAUUCUGCCACUAAACAGGAAGAUUCAAUUCCUGAUGACAAACAGGGCGUCCAUCCUGCUAAAGAAGACAUCUUAGAGGCUUCAAAACAGACAAAUGAGGAUAAUAAUGUGUAUGAUACAAAGCAAAUACACAUUGAUGACAUAGAAAGACUAGACACUGCCCUUUCUCAGGUUUAUGAGAUUGAAGGCAGAUUAGAAAAUGAUGUAAAACUCAGUACUGAACAAUCAGUUCUUCAAGAGAAGGAAGGCCACUCCUCUGAAGAUGAGGAAGACAGAUCUUCCCAAACCCUGCCAUCAGAAAUAUAUCCUUCCUCUGACUCCCAACCUCAGCAAAGUGACACGAACUUCAAACCCAUUGCUAACAGAAGAAAACUGGUGUCCAGCCAUAGAAUUAAAGGAAGACAACAGGCCAAGGACUCUGCUGCAGAAUCAUACCACAGACCUACAGAGGAAGUUGUUGGACAUACCGAGGAUAAUGAAUCCAUUCAAACAACAAAAAUGUCAUUCACAACAGAGACAGCAAUGCAGGAAAAAUCAGUGGAAACCAUCCAGGAAGGAAUUGACAAAUGUGACACUACUCAAACUGGAGAGCUCAGACAAAAUGCACAUAUUGGCAUCUCCCAGCUUACGGCCUCAAAUGUACUGUUUUCAACAGCAGGUCAGCAGCUAAUCGACCAGUCAAAUUCCACGAAGAUGCCAGAAGAACUUCCCAAUGUGUACUCUGUAACAGAAAAAGAAAGCAAGGAUGAAGCUGAGUACACCAAAUUAAGGCAGGAUGGAAAUUUGCAGGACAACUUUUUGGAGAGGGAGUCUCAUUUAAGAUCAGAAGAUAUGGAGUAUUUUAUCACAGCAAAGAUAGCCACAGAAUAUAACAGCUCAAGAGAGCGUACAGAAUCUCAAUACACUGUUGAACAAGCAAUAGUUUCAUCACCAAAAGAGGAGUUGUCUACACGUGGGGAAACAAUUGAGCAUUUCAACUUACAUGAAGUCAAAGUUGCUCAGCAUUCAGACGAUGCUGUGCACAAACAUGAGGUUAAACCAACAGAAAUGCAUGAAAUUGCUCACUAUUCUGAUAAUGUGACACAUGAUGCCACAGAAAAGUCAGAAAUAAUUUCUGGCAACCUGAUAGACAAAGCUGAAGUCAGCAACACAAACCAAUCUGAGUCGAUGUUGGAAAGUACUGAUGAUUCUGCUACUAAGCAGGAAGAUUCAGAUCCUGAUGACAAACAGGAUGAACAUCCUACAAAACAAGAAGACUUUAAGGCUUUAGAACAGACUCGUGUGGAUACCAAGAUACCACAGAUCAGUGGCAUACAACAAGUACACGGUGUAUUAGGUCAGGUGUAUGAAGUUGAAGGCCAAGUAGAGGAUGAUAUAAUGCCCAGUGCUGAACAAACAGAUCAUCAGAAGGAAGGACUCAUCUCGGAAAUGGAGGAGAGUGACUCUUCUUCACAAACCGUGCAAUCAGAAAUACAUGCUCCUUUCCACUCCCAACCUCAACAAAACAACACAGACUCACACCCCCUUGGGAGCAGGAGAAAACUGGGCUCUAGUCGUAGACAUAAGGGACGACAGCAUGCCAAGGACUCUGUUGCUGAAUCAUACCAUGAAGAAAAGGAUGAAGUUGUAGAAAGUAUCAGAGGUGAGGAAGCCCUCGAAACAACACAAAUGCUGGCAGCAAUAGAGAGAAUGAGUCAAGAAGAAUUCAGUCAAGGGAGUGAGAAUGAUAUUGACAUGCCUACCAGACAUGAUGGCUCACUGUAUGCAGACAUCAUGCAGGAUUACUCUUCUGAGGUCCAGAACCUGAACACAUCAAACUAUCAAGAGACUGAUCUGGAAAGUUUAACUCCUAAAAGUGAAAAUCUUCAAGAAGAUGAUAAUGAAAGAGAGUCUGACUUUAAGGUCUCUGGUGAAUCAGUGGGAGACAGGCUGGUAGAAAUGGACAAAUUGGACACUGUUCAUACUCAAGAAGUCAGAGCUGCUCAACAUUCAGAGGAUUCUGGAAACAAAGUGCAUGAACAGGAGCUCAAUUUGACACAGAUGCAUGAAACCGAUCGCUCCUCUGAAAGUGUGACACUUUCUGACAACCUUACAGACCAAGCUGAAGACAGUGACACAAACCAAUCUGAGUUGAUUGUGGAAAGUACUGAUGAUUCUGCCACUAAACAGGAAGAUUCAAUUCCUGAUGACAAACAGGGCGUCCAUCCUGCUAAAGAAGACAUCUUAGAGGCUUCAAAACAGACAAAUGAGGAUAAUAAUGUCUAUGAUACAAAGCAAAUACACAUUGAUGACAUAGAAAGACUAGACACUGCCCUUGCUCAGGUUUAUGAGAUUGAAGGCAGAUUAGAAGAUGAUGUAAAACCCAGUACUGAACAAUCAGUUCUUCAAGAGAAGGAAGGCCACUCCUCUGAAGAUGAGGAAGACAGAUCUUCCCAAACCCUGCCAUCAGAAAUAUAUCCUUCCUCUGACUCCCAACCUCAGCAAAGUGACACGAACUUCAAACCCAUUGCUAACAGAAGAAAACUGGUGUCCAGCCAUAGAAUUAAAGGAAGACAACAGGCCAAGGACUCUGCUGCAGAAUCAUACCACAGACCUACAGAGGAAGUUGUUGGACAUACCGAGGAUAAUGAAUCCAUUCAAACAACAAAAAUGUCAUUCACAACAGAGACAGCAAUGCAGGAAAAAUCAGUGGAAACCAUCCAGGAAGGAAUUGACAAAUGUGACACUACUCAAACUGGAGAGCUCAGACAAAAUGCACAUAUUGGCAUCUCCCAGCUUACGGCCUCAAAUGUACUGUUUUCAACAGCAGGUCAGCAGCUAAUCGACCAGUCAAAUUCCACGAAGAUGCCAGAAGAACUUCCCAAUGUGUACUCUGUAACAGAAAAAGAAAGCAAGGAUGAAGCUGAGUACACCAAAUUAAGGCAGGAUGGAAAUUUGCAGGACAACUUUUUGGAGAGGGAGUCUCAUUUAAGAUCAGAAGAUAUGGAGUAUUUUAUCACAGCAAAGAUAGCCACAGAAUAUAACAGCUCAAGAGAGCGUACAGAAUCUCAAUACACUGUUGAACAAGCAAUAGUUUCAUCACCAAAAGAGGAGUUGUCUACACGUGGGGAAACAAUUGAGCAUUUCAACUUACAUGAAGUCAAAGUUGCUCAGCAUUCAGACGAUGCUGUGCACAAACAUGAGGUUAAACCAACAGAAAUGCAUGAAAUUGCUCACUAUUCUGAUAAUGUGACACAUGAUGCCACAGAAAAGUCAGAAAUAAUUUCUGGCAACCUGAUAGACAAAGCUGAAGUCAGCAACACAAACCAAUCUGAGUCGAUGUUGGAAAGUACUGAUGAUUCUGCUACUAAGCAGGAAGAUUCAGAUCCUGAUGACAAACAGGAUGAACAUCCUACAAAACAAGAAGACUUUAAGGCUUUAGAACAGACUCGUGUGGAUACCAAGAUACCACAGAUCAGUGGCAUACAACAAGUACACGGUGUAUUAGGUCAGGUGUAUGAAGUUGAAGGCCAAGUAGAGGAUGAUAUAAUGCCCAGUGCUGAACAAACAGAUCAUCAGGAGAAGGAAGGACUCAUCUCGGAAAUGGAGGAGAGUGACUCUUCUUCACAAACCGUGCAAUCAGAAAUACAUGCUCCUUUCCACUCCCAACCUCAACAAAACAACACAGACUCACACCCCCUUGGGAGCAGGAGAAAACUGGGCUCUAGUCGUAGACAUAAGGGACGACAGCAUGCCAAGGACUCUGUUGCUGAAUCAUACCAUGAAGAAAAGGAUGAAGUUGUAGAAAGUAUCAGAGGUGAGGAAGCCCUCGAAACAACACAAAUGCUGGCAGCAAUAGAGAGAAUGAGUCAAGGUGGAUUCAGUCAAGGGAGUGAUAAUGAUAUUGACAUGCCUACCACACAUGACAGGUCUUUGUAUGCAGACAUCAUGCCGGAUUACUCUUCUGAUGUCCACAACAUGAAUACAUCAAACUAUCAAGAGACUGAUCUGGAAAGUUUAACUCCUAAAAGUGAAAAUCUUCAAGAAGAUGAUGAUGAAAGAGAGUCUGACUUUAAGGUCUCUGGUGAAUCAGUGGGAGACAGGCUGGAGGAAAUGGACAAAUUGGACACUGUUCAGAGUCAAGAAGUCAGAGCUGCUCAACAUUCAGAGGAUUCUGGAAACAAAGUGCAUGAACAGGAGCUCAAUUUGACACAGAUGCAUGAAACCGAUCGCUCCUCUGAAAGUGUGACACUUUCUGACAACCUGACAGACCAAGCUGAAGACAGUGACACAAACCAAUCUGAGUUGAUUGUGGAAAGUACUGAUGAUUCUGCCACCAAACAGGAAGAUUCAAAUCCUGAUGACAAACAGGGCGUCCAUCCUGCUAAAGAAGACAACUUAGAGGCUUCAGAACAGACAAAUGAGGAUAAUGAUGUCUAUGAUACAAAGCAAAUACACAUUGAUGACAUAGAAAGAGUAUACACUGCCCUUGCUCAGGUUUAUGAGAUUGAAGGCAGAUUAGAAGAUGAUGUAAAACUCAGUACUGAACAAUCAGUUCUUCAAGAGAAGGAAGGCCACUCCUCUGAAGAUGAGGAAGACAGAUCUUCCAAAACCCUGCCAUCAGAAAUAUAUCCUCCCUCUGACUCCCAACCUCAGCAAAGUGACACAAACUUCAAACCCAUUGGUAACAGAAGAAAACUGGGGUCCAGCCGUAGAAUUAAAGGAAGACAACAGGCCAAGGACUCUGCUGCAGAAUCAUACCACAGACCUACAGAGGAAGUUGUUGGACAUACCGAGGAUAAUGAAUCCAUUCAAACAACAAAAAUGUCAUUCACAACAGAGACAGCAAUGCAGGAAAAAUCAGUGGAAACCAUCCAGGAAGGAAUUGACAAAUGUGACACUACUCAAACUGGAGAGCUCAGACAAAAUGCACAUAUUGGCAUCUCCCAGCUUACGGCCUCAAAUGUACUGUUUUCAACAGCAGGUCAGCAGCUAAUCGACCAGUCAAAUUCCACGAAGAUGCCAGAAGAACUUCCCGAUGUGUACUCUGUAACAGAAAAAGAAAGCAAGGAUGAAGCCGAGUACACCAAAUUAAGGCAGGAUGGAAAUUUGCAGGACAACUUUUUGGAGAGGGAGUCUCAUUUAAGAUCAGAAGAUAUGGAGUAUUUUAUCACAGCAAAGAUAGCCACAGAAUAUAACAGCUCAAGAGAGUGUACAGAAUCUCAAUACACUGUUGAACAAGCAAUAGUUUCAUCACCAAAAGAGGAGUUGUCUACACGUGGGGAAACAAUUGAGCAUUUCAACUUACAUGAAGUCAAAGUUGCUCAGCAUUCAGAUGAUGCUGUGCACAAACAUGAGGUUAAACCAACAGAAAUGCAUGAAAUUGCUCACUAUUCUGAUAAUGUGACACAUGAUGCCACAGAAAAGUCAGAAAUAAUUUCUGGCAACCUGAUAGACAAAGCUGAAGUCAGCAACACAAACCAAUCUGAGUCGAUGUUGGAAAGUACUGAUGAUUCUGCUACUAAGCAAGAAGAUUCAGAUCCUGAUGACAAACAGGAUGAACAUCCUACAAAACAAGAAGACUUUAAGGCUUUAGAACAGACUCGUGUGGAUACCAAGAUACCACAGAUCAGUGGCAUACAACAAGUACACGGUGUAUUAGGUCAGGUGUAUGAAGUUGAAGGCCAAGUAGAGGAUGAUAUAAUGCCCAGUGCUGAACAAACAGAUCAUCAGAAGGAAGGACUCAUCUCUGAAAUGGAGGAGAGUGACUCUUCUUCACAAACCGUGCAAUCAGAAAUACAUGCUCCUUUCCACUCCCAACCUCUGCAAAACAACACAGACUCACACCCUCUUGGGAGCAGGAGAAAACUGGGCUCUAGUCGUAGACAUAAGGGACGACAGCAUGCCAAGGACUCUGUUGCUGAAUCAUACCAUGAAGAAAAAGAUGAAGUUGUAGAAAGUAUUAGAGGUGAGGAAGCCCUCGAAACAACACAAAUGCAAGUGGCAAUAGAGAGAAUGAGUCAAGAAGAAUUCAGUCAAGGGAGUGAGAAUGAUAUUGACAUGCCUACCAGACAUGAUGGCUCACUGUAUGCAGACAUCAUGCAGGAUUACUCUUCUGAGGUCCAGAACCUGAACACAUCAAACUAUCAAGAGACUGAUCUGGAAAGUUUAACUCCUAAAAGUGAAAAUCUUCAAGAAGAUGAUAAUGAAAGAGAGUCUGACUUUAAGGUCUCUGGUGAAUCAGUGGGAGACAGGCUGGAGGAAAUGGACAAAUUGGACACUGUUCAUACUCAAGAAGUCAGAGCUGCUCAACAUUCAGAGGAUUCUAGAAACAAAGUGCAUGAACAGGAGCUCAAUUUGACACAGAUGCAUGAAACCGAUCGUUCCUCUGAAAGUGUGACACUUGAUGCCACAGAAAAGUCUGAAAUCAUUUCUGAUAACCUGACAGAUCAAGCUGAAGUCAGUGACACAAUCCAAUCUGUGUUGAUUGUGGAAAAUACUGAUGAUUCUGCCACCAAACAGGAAGAUUCAAAUCCUGAUGACAAACAGGGCGUCCAUCCUGCUAAAGAAGACAACUUAGAGGCUUCAGAACAGACAAAUGAGGAUAAUGAUGUCUAUGAUACAAAGCAAAUACACAUUGAUGACAUAGAAAGACUAGACACUGCCCUUUCUCAGGUUUAUGAGAUUGAAGACAGAUUAGAAGAUGAUGUAAAACCCAGUACUGAACAAUCAGUUCUUCAAGAGAAGGAAGGCCACUCCUCUGAAGAUGAGGAAGACAGAUCUUCCAAAACCCUGCCAUCAGAAAUAUAUCCUCCCUCUGACUCCCAACCUCAGCAAAGUGACACAAACUUCAAACCCAUUGGUAACAGAAGAAAACUGGGGUCCAGCCGUAGAAUUAAAGGAAGACAACAGGCCAAGGACUCUGCUGCAGAAUCAUACCACAGACCUACAGAGGAAGUUGUUGGACAUACCGAGGAUAAUGAAUCCAUUCAAACAACAAAAAUGUCAUUCACAACAGAGACAGCAAUGCAGGAAAAAUCAGUGGAAACCAUCCAGGAAGGAAUUGACACACAUGCUGCUCGAACUGCCCAAACUGAAGAUGUUAAUGAUCAGGUCAAAGAAAAUGCAGCUGUUGGCAUCUUUGAGCUCACUGCUUCAAGUUUACAUUCAAGUGCAACAGUAGAAGAACUAUUAGUCGACCACACAAGGUCCAUGAAGAUGCCAGAAGAAGAACGUCCCAAUUUGUAUUCUGUAACAAAGAGAAAAAUCAAACACAAAGACAAGGACACAGAAUUGUUAGGGCAGAAUGAAAAUACGGAAAAUGAUUUGUUGAGGGAGUCACAUUUAAGGGAGGAAGCAGAAUCUUCUGUCACGCUGGAGAAAGACACAGAACAACACAGCCUAGGAGAACAGACUGUCAUUGAAUGCAGUGUUGAUCAAGCAGCAUUUUUAUCAUCAAAAUAUGUUAAUGAGUCACAAAAAGAGCAUGUUAGCUUAUCUCAAGUCAGAGGAUCUCCACAGUCAGAGGAUGCUGUAAAUGAAGUGCAUGAAGAGUUAGUAAAUGUGAGGCAAGUGCAAGAAAUGCAUCAAAUUGGUUUCUCCUCAACAGAGGAGAGUGAAUCUUUACAAACCCUGCAAUCAGAAACGAAUGCUCCAUUGGACUUCCAACAUCAGGACAAUUCUUUAAGAAGAGAGGAGCAAACCCACGCAGGCUUCAAGACCACUGGGAACAGAAGAAAACUGGGAUCUAGCCGUAGAAAUAAGGGACGACAGCAGGUUGAGACAUCUGUUGCUGAAUCAUCCCAAGAUGUUGUAGAAAGUAGAAGGAGUGAUGGUGUCCUUGACCCAACAAAGAUGUCAUUAGCAGUGGAGACAGCAAAGCAGGAAGAAGUACAAAAGCAAGCCGACCUAGACCUCAGAUCUGUUCCGAAAAUUAGAAAAAUUAGAUCGACUGUAACAGACGAAGACAGCACCGGAACAAUGCUGGAGAAAGACACAGUUUUGUCACAGAAGAUUAUGGACAACAGUGCUAAUGUGACAACCAGUGUUGCUUCAAGCUCAAGUAAAGACGACGCAUUCAACAAGGAUUACAAUGAGGAGGAAAAGAAUGUCACAAAAGAGCCUGAGAAUUUAGCACCAUUUAUAGGACAUGGCGCAGUUAAAGCUGACUUGAUACCAUCACCAGAGGAUGAUUCAGACAUACAGAAUAUCUCAUAUCAUGAUGACUAUAUCACUACAAGGCCAAUCGCUUUGGAUGUUCUUGAGCAAGAAAUUAUGAAUAUGCAACAGACGAAUGGUGCAACAGAAACAGUGGGAGAUGUCACGAUCAAAGACUGUAACACAGAAGCAGAGACAUCAAUGGAUGUGCAUGUUUUUGGAGAAAGAUUUAAAGAUCCUACAAAGAAAGACCAAGAAAUGAACGCUUCACAGGAGUUCACACAUGCUGAACCAUUUGCUGCCGGACAUAACAAAGAAGACACUUCAGCUCCAUCUAGUCCCAAGGAAAACUUCAGAGCAGAGCCAGCUAUGGAUGUGCCUGAGGAAAGUAGAAUUUCUACAGCGGUGGGUGUAUCUGACAGCCAACAAGGGAUACAAGAGAAAACUCAAUUAGAUAACAGUGGAAAUUUGCAAGGAAAAUCCAAACAGAAGAGGAGAAAGUUGGGCUCUACUCGCCGGACUCAGCUUGGUAGGAAACCAGAGGAAGGCAUGGAUGACAAAGAUGAAACAAAAGACAGAGAUGACAUGAGAAACUUGGACGAAAUGGAAGUCAUGGAGGUGUUACCAAUGAGUGUAACUGCAGAGGUAUCAAAGAAUGAAAAUACAAAACCAUCACUCAGCACGGCAAAUAAAGAAGAACAGGAAGCAACUGAGACUGCCGCUGUUCCUGACAAGGGGCAAAAGCUACAAAGCAAUAACGCUGACAUGCAGGGCAUACAGAGCUAUAUGAUAUCAGAUAUAGAUUAUUCAAAGGCCAUACAUCCAGAGCAAUUAGCCUCCAAAAACGAAGUUGUUAAUCCUAUUAAGUUUUCUCAUGCAGCUGAUUUAAGAGAUAGUGAGAGGAAUGUAGAUGUUAAUGUGGAGCCGUCACAACUAGAUGAUUUUACUGUCAGUGAGAUGCAUGUUACUUCUGUUUACACUCACAGUGAUAUGGAAAGGCCAGAGGGUGUAAAUGUAAUACAAGACCAAGCUUUGGAAUCAGCAGAAGCAUCAGCUGUGGCUGUGGCCAAUUUGGAAAUUGUGAAAUCUGUAGUCAGAGGAGAAGUUGGAGAAGAGCAAAAACACACCCAGGCUAGCGUACAAGAGCUGAGAGAGGUGAAUGAAGAAGCUCACAACAAAAAUCUCGAGAUGAGGAGCACAAGUCCCCACAGGAGAAGAAAGAUGGGUUCAACCCGCAGGAAUCUUGGAUCACGAAGCAAACGGGAAGACUUGCUUGAAAAGCAGGAUAUGGAUGGUGAAGCAACAGCCACAAAUGUUGAAGAAAGCAUCAAAGAAAAAGAAGAGCCACAACUUGAGACAGAAGACAAAGACAGUGAAAAUGUUGAGUCUCACUUCAGACCUCCAUCUGAACAGACAUUUGAGGAAAAUCCUGUUUCUCAUGGCCAACUAGUAGAAACAGAGCAUCAACUAACUCCAAGUUAUUUACCUGUGAUGCCAUCCAGUUCUCCCAAACCUGAUGUCAUGUCAGAAGCAGCUGGGGGACGAAGACGAAAAAUGGGAUCUAGUCGGAAAUCACGUGGACAGCAGAGCAAUGUAAGCCAAACUCCAGAAGGGGACGCAGUAACAGAUACACAAAAUGGAGGAGAUGUCGCAAGUAUCAUAGAUGAAGGUGUCAUCAAGACAGCUGAAGAAGAGUCUUUUGGCCUGGACAGAAUAUCAGAGGUUGAUGAAACUGCAAAGAAACCAUCGUCCAACAUCAGCACCUCAAAGGCAGGUGAACACUUGAAGCCUGUGAGUGAGAAGACUCCUGCACACGUGACGACAGCUCAACAUGCUUAUGCUGAAAACCGCCUUAGUCAAGAGGGUCAACAGAGGUUAUCUCUUGCAGGCAGUUCAAGAGGAGCAGCUUCCAGAUCAAACAGAUACAACGUGCUGAUGGUUGGAGACAGCAGUGUGGGAAAAACCUCCUUCAUUAAGAGAGCUCAAAGUGGGAAGUUCUCUUUAGACUUACCUGCCUCUGUUGGCAUUGAUUCCUUUAUGUGGACUGUGGUGGUGGAUGGAAAACCUGUUGUGCUGCAGUUGUGGGAUACAGCAGGUCAAGAAAGGUUUCACAGCAUCACAAGGCAGAUUUUCCAUAAAGCCCAGGCCUUUCUCCUGAUGUAUGACAUCACUUCCUCUCAGAGUUUCUCUGCAGUCAGCUACUGGGCGAACUGUAUUCAGGAAGGGGCUGCAGAAGAUGUGACCAUUUUACUUCUCGGGAAUAAGAGUGAUCAUGCAAAGCGGCAGAUCAAAUUUCAGGAGGGGGAAAUUCUCGCUAAGGAGUACAACUUUGAAUUCAUGGAGUGCAGUGCUGCCACGGGCGAAAAUGUGAUUCAGUCUUUGGAGACUGUGGCCAGGAUGUUGAGUCAAAAAGUUGAACCAAGAGAGGAGACCACGGUGUUGCACAAAGAGCCCCAACAGAAAAAAUCAUCAGGAUGCUGCUGAACAGAUCAGUCAGAAGCCUGAGUGACCAACAUCUGAAAAGUCUGUCUGUACAUUAUAACUAGAGCUGUUAAAUUACAGAUUGUAUUCAUUGACAAAAAUAUAAGUUACAUUUCCUUGUUACUACUGCUUUCAUCUGGUUUAUUAUUUCUAACAACUAAAUAGUUGAUGUAGAGGAUAAUAUAGAGAACAAUUUAAGUAUAAGAUAGUCUAGUUUCAUAAAAUAUCCUUUUUAUAUGCUCAGAGGAGACUUCAUGUAUGUAAUAUACUGCACAGCUGGCGCAUGCUUUCUUAAGAUGCAGGUGAAUAAACACUUGAUCAGUUUUAUCUUGUUAAGUUGUUUUUCCGACUUGAAUGUGAAAGCCUUACUGUUCUAGUGGAAUUUCAGAUGAUCACAUGAAGUCACUGUCUUUUUAGUCUUGUUCCAGGCGGAUGCAUUUCCAUUUGAAGAUGUGUUAACAAUAUCAGUUGUGUUUUUCAGGGUUUUAGGCUGAACAACUGAGAGAAUCUGUUACAUUUAACAGCUAUCGAUUAUUUGCUCUACAGUGUAUAUUCCUUGUGCUUAAUUCAUGUCACAAAUGUGUAUUAAGUUUGGUGGGUACACAUCUUUAAAUGUAUAAAUCUGAGGCAACAGGCAAAUUACUUCUUGGAAGUUAAAAUACGUGGUACCACACUGAAGAAAGGUCUACUACAUUUUGAGUAUAUAUACAUUUCAGUGUUCACAAGCAAUUUGUGCAAUAUGCCUGUGAGCAAAAGCAUCUUGUUAGUUUUGCAGUUGUCUAACAGUGUUGUUCAAUAAUCCCAUUAAGUGUUCUCAUGAUUUUGUAUAUUUACAAUCUCUUCUGCAUGAACACUGUCAGCACUUGUCUUACUUGCAGUUCCUGUGUCAGCCAGAUAAUCAUAAAUACAUUUCAUAGCUCUAUAAUUAAAGACGGCAGCUGUGAAAUGCUUAACAGGCUUUAAAUUUACAUGCAAAUUAUGUUUUAUGUUUCUGUGCACCUCUCUAUGACCUGCAUCGUUAAAUGCCUUUAAUUUGUUUGUCAAGUUGUUCUUAUGUCGUGUCUUGUGCUAAAUAAACCUCAAGAACAUAA
Molecule: messenger RNA, 16211 nt
Organism: Acanthopagrus latus (yellowfin seabream)
Lineage: Eukaryota; Metazoa; Chordata; Actinopteri; Spariformes; Sparidae
Gene: rab44
Product: RAB44, member RAS oncogene family
Exons: 10
Coding region: 241-15123 (4960 amino acids)
Molecular function (GO): GTPase activity; GTP binding
Source: RefSeq, a predicted model, not a curated record